Magnolia sinica is the source of this 1130-nucleotide messenger RNA. RefSeq lists its product as uncharacterized. Bases 96 to 947 code for a protein of 283 amino acids. Gene Ontology annotation, biological process: vesicle-mediated transport. The record is from RefSeq and is a predicted model, not a curated record. Gene Ontology annotation, cellular component: Golgi apparatus; membrane. Gene Ontology annotation, molecular function: small GTPase binding. Lineage: Eukaryota; Viridiplantae; Streptophyta; Magnoliopsida; Magnoliales; Magnoliaceae. The transcript has 6 exons.
UCCUCGCUUGCUCCCCGGGGGUCUUCAACACGUUAGAUCUGCUGCAGAGAAGAAAAAAGAAAAAAACGAAAAAAAGAAAAGAAAAGAAAAGAAAAAUGAUGUCGAGCGGCUAUACCAGUCUCGACAAUCAAAAGGUUUCCGGAUCCGUACCUGCAGUUUCGGGUCAAGAUCACGUCGCCGUGAACUUCACAGAGUCGAAUCUCCAGACGUUUCCGCCUUCUUCUGAAACACAGGGGAAGAUCUCCGGUGCAUAUCGACCUCCAAAGGAUGCCGACGAUACAUUCUCAAAACCAGCAGCUGGUAGUCCUGAUGAAGCUCAACCAACUGGUUGGAUGCGAACAUUCACAGUAGCAGCUUACAAGCCAUACUUUGAUGUGGACACUUCAGAUGUUCUCGAAAGGAUUAAAGACUCACUUUUUCCUUUUAAAGGAACCUUCUCUGAAAAGACUGCUAACAAUCCAGACUUGUAUGGUCCAUUUUGGAUAUGCACUACGCUGAUAUUUGUUGCCGCAUCUAUUGGCACGUUUGUCACAUACUUGGCACACAAGCUGCAGAAGAAAGCGUGGGACCUCGACAUAAACUUGGUCACAUGGUCAGCUGGCUUGUUCUAUGGCUAUGUUACAGUUGUUCCUCUUGGCUUGUACAUCCUUCUUAAGUACUUCUCGGUACCAUCUGGGCUCGUCCAGCUCUUUUGUCUCUACGGAUACUCACUCUUCAUAUUCAUUCCUGCCUCAUGUCUCUCUGUUGUGCCAUUGGAGAUCUUUAGGUGGGUCAUUGUGGGUGUUGCAGGGUUCAUGUCAGCAACCUUUGUUGCCCUUAAUCUUCGAACCCACAUCAAAUCGGCAGGGGAAAGAUGGUUCCUGAUUGUGGCAGGGAUCUUUCUACUGCAGUUGGCUCUGGCCGCUGUGCUGAAGCUCUAUUUUUUCACCAUAACGGUUGGGAAGUAAUAAGGAGGAAAAUAGCCUUCAUCAGUGGCAUGAAGAGUAUUGUAGAUCAUAAUACAAAGAGAUAGAGGGAGGGAUUAUAUUCUUUGCUGGUAUGUUUUUUUGUACUUGCAACCUUAAUAGAAUCCAUGACCUGUAUUCUUUCAAUUUUUGGCAACGUUACAAAAACUCAUGUAUUCUGUUUCU